Messenger RNA from Tetrahymena thermophila SB210, 3540 nucleotides. RefSeq names its product phosphatidylinositol 3- and 4-kinase. Gene Ontology annotation, biological process: phosphatidylinositol-3-phosphate biosynthetic process; cell migration; phosphatidylinositol 3-kinase/protein kinase B signal transduction. Lineage: Eukaryota; Ciliophora; Oligohymenophorea; Hymenostomatida; Tetrahymenidae. The record is from RefSeq and is a predicted model, not a curated record. Gene Ontology annotation, molecular function: 1-phosphatidylinositol-3-kinase activity; 1-phosphatidylinositol-4-phosphate 3-kinase activity. Gene Ontology annotation, cellular component: phosphatidylinositol 3-kinase complex; cytoplasm; plasma membrane. The transcript has 14 exons.
AUGGCUGAGGAUACAUAAAAGUUACUCAUUUGUGUAGAUCCAAAGACAAAAUGGUUUUAUACUAUUAAUACAAAUACAAACGAACUUAGAAUUGAAGAAGAUGCAGAAUAAAAUGUUGUUAUGAGACAAAAAGCUGAUGAAGCUAUUAAAGAUUUAUACAAGAUUAUAAAUUUAGAUGAUAGCUACUGGCUCUUUAGAUCUGAACAAGCAAAAGAGCUACAGCGUAGAAAAAUUCCUAGUUAUUUGCUAAAUAAAGACUGCUCUAAAUAUCCUAAAUAUUUGUGCUAGUCAAAUCUAUCUUUAGCGUUUUCAAAAGUGAAUUCAAUUAACUUAAAUGUGAAUUUAGACGAGUACAUAAAUUAGUUAAGAGAAAAAAAGCCUGCCGAAGUAGAUUGGGACUGCAAAUCUCUUACAAUAGAGGCUGGACUUGUUACAGGGGCAGAUGAAGUCAUUAAAAAUAUACUAAGAAAAAUUUACAAAGAAUAUAAGAUAGCACUGAAGCCAAAGGAUUAAAACCAUCAAUUUAUACUUCAAGUAAAGGGAUUUCGUGAGUAUUUAGCAGGCAAUCACCCAAUGCUUAAUUAUGAUAGAGUGAGAACAAGUCUAAGAGGUUUAGAUCACUUAGAUGUCAAAUUGACAGAAAUGCCAAUCAACAAUUAACAAGCUGAUUAAUUUCCACCAAUUUAUGAACGAAAGUAGUCAGAAAUGGAAUAGGGAAUAUUUACUCCUAUUGACUGGUCUAAUUAUUAUGAAGUUCCUAUUCUUCUGUGGUAUCCAUGGGUUGAUUUUCCAGAGAAGGAUACUCCUAAUCCAAAUUAGGUUGUUUAAAAGAGAAUGAUGCAUCAAAGAAUGUAGGAUUUGAAGUUAAAUAAGAAGAAACAGAGUUAAAACUUGAGUGAAAUUCUCACUUAGAAUGUGUAACCUGUUUAAAAUGGUAGUUCGAUAAACAUGAAAAAUACCAAUCUAUAUUCUGGAGAAUGUGAUUGUUUAUUCAAAGUUAGAAUAUGUGGAUUAGAAAAUGUUUUCAAAAUACUUCAAGCAGUUGAUCCUUAAUGGCCUGGUUUAAAAGCAACCUAUAAUGGAUUCACUUAGCCAGCAUAUGUCACUUUGGUUAGACAUGGUGUGGACGACAAAGAAGAUAAACACAACAAAGAAGAAAAAGAUAAAAAGGAAUAAAAAAACAAACAAAAUAAGGACAUCCAAUUGUAAUAAGAAUAACAGAAACAAAGAAAAGAUUAAGUGACUCCUAAAUUAAACACUAGAAUCGUCAAUCAUGGUAUUAAGGGAGUAGAAUUUAUGAAGCAGAUACAGGGAUAUUAUGGUAUGAACUUAGUGCCUUUCUCUAUUUCAAUUGAAGCUAUCAUAAUGAAUGGUUCAACUUGCAUCAAAAGUGUUGAAACAAAAAGAGUUCCAUAUGGAAAUACUUGCAAAUUCAAUCAAUGGAUAUCUUUUAACAAUAUCAAGGUUUCUCAAUUACCUUUAGAAUCUAGACUUUGUUUUAAUCUAAAAGCUUAUGCUUAGAAUUCAAACGAUUACUAAAUUAUUGGAAGUUCAACUCUUCCUAUUUUUAAUAGUCAAGAGCUCUUUUAGCAAGGACUCAAUGCGAUUAAUGUUUGGCCAUUUUACCGUGUUCACGGAAGACUCAGCUGCAUGAAUGAGUAUUGGGGAUGUUUUACUAAACUUCGUAUGCACGAAUAAAAAGAUGAAAAGAAAAUUAAAGAAUUCAUUAGCUAAAAUUAUUGUAGACUCUUUAUAUAAUUAGAUAAAUUCGUUGAGCCUAUGUUCUAUUCUCUCAGAGAUGAAAAAACUAUGGAAUCAAUGGGCUUGCCUAACCCCUAUAAAUCUAGUCAUCAAUCAGAAAGGCAUAGAAAUUUUAACUAAACUCCUAAAACAGAAGACUUAGCUCGUUUAUAAUUCCUGUUGAAUGCUGAUCCUCUCAAAAGGCCUGAGUUUACUCCUGAAGAUAAGCACAUUUUAAUGAUCAGCAGAAACCAUUAUAAAACAUUAACAUAAGCUCUUUAAGUAUUUUUACUAGCAGUAGAUUGGUUAGAUCCAGAAUAAGUCAAAGAAGCUAUUUUGAUGCUUAAAAAGUGGACACCUCUCCAGCCAGAAGAUGCCCUUCCUUUGCUUGAUGCACAUAUUUCAAAUGAGAUAGUUAGACUCUAUGCAGUAGAAAGAAUAAGUACAUUCUCAGAUGAUGAAAUAGCUCUUUACAUGCUCGAAUUAACUCAGCUACUUUUAUAUGAGAGAAAUCACUUUUCUCCUCUUGCUGAAAUGCUUUUAGAAAGGUCACUAUUAAAUCCCUAUGUUGUUGGGCAUGAGUUUUUCUGGUAGUUGAAGAGUUAGCUCAAUGUAAAAGCAUUUCAUGAAAGGUUUUCGCUUUUGAUUGAGUAAUUUAUCAUGGUGUGCGGAUCCUUUAGAAAAGAAAUUGCCAAUUAAGUGCAUGUAAACGGAUCUUUAAAUAGUGUUGCUAAAAUUAUUUAAUACGAGGCAAAGCAAGGUGUAGACAAAGCAAAACUAUAGGAGAGAUCUAAAGAAGAACUUGGAAAAAUAAGAGAUAACCUACCAAAACCAACUUUUUCGUUAGCUCUUGAUAGCAGAAUCUAAGUCACAGACUUCAACUUAUAAGGCUGCAGAUGUAUGAACUCUAAAAAGAAGCCUUUGUGGAUUGAAACAAUAAACAAAGUUGAAAUUGAAGAAAUAGAUGAAAAUAAUAAUAAAAAAAUAAUAUCAGAAAAUGAUUUAGAGAUGAAAAUAUUAUUUAAGAGAGGUGAUGAUAUAAGGCAAGAUCAGUUAACUCUUUAAUUGCUAAAGAUUAUGGAUAAAAUUUGGCUUGAUGCUGGAUAAGAUUUUAGAAUGAAGCCCUACAAAGUUAUUACUACUGGAGAUUAAGUUGGUAUGAUAGAAGUAGUAGUAAAUGCUGAAACUACAGCAAGAAUACAUAAAUAGGAAGGUGGUGGAUUGGGUGCUCUCAAGGAAGAUACUCUUAAAAAUUAUUUACAAAAACACAAUCCAGAUAAAGAAAAUUUGAAAAGUGCUACGGAGAAUUUCAUAAGAUCAUGUGCAGGCUAUUGUGUUGCAACUUACAUUCUUGGUAUUGGUGAUCGCCACCCUGAUAAUAUUAUGCUUAGUUAAACAGGUCACUUAUUCCAUAUUGACUUUGGUCAUUUCUUAGGAAAUUUCAAAAAGAAACUUGGUAUUGACAGAGAAAGAGCACCCUUUGUGUUUACUGAAGAAAUGGCGUUUGUUAUGGGUGGUAAAGAAUCUGCUGAUUUCAAAAAUUUCACAGAUUACUGCACAUAGGCUUACAACUUGAUUAGGAAACAAGGAAACUUUAUAAUUAAUAUAUUUUUACUGAUGUUAGAUGCAGGUAUUCCUGAAUUGCAAUCUGCUAAAAAUAUAGAAUAUCUUAAGAACAAGCUUGCUCUACAGCUUAGUGAAUAAGAAGCAACUAAUAAAUUUAAAAAAGAGAUUCACUUUUCUCUAAAUAGUAGAUUUAGAAAACUAGACAAUUUAAUCCAUAAUUUAGUCAAAUAGUGA